This is a messenger RNA of Zingiber officinale, 1278 nucleotides long. Its product is annotated as E3 ubiquitin-protein ligase RGLG2-like. The record is from RefSeq and is a predicted model, not a curated record. Lineage: Eukaryota; Viridiplantae; Streptophyta; Magnoliopsida; Zingiberales; Zingiberaceae. Bases 59 to 1204 code for a protein of 381 amino acids. The transcript has 11 exons.
AUCCCAUCAGAGUCACUACCACCAUCACCGUCAUCCCCCUCCAUAUGAGUUUCAUUCCAUGGCACACCCAUCGCUGUCUCCAACUAACACGACCAGUGUAAAGAAGCCCAAAUUGGAACAUAAGUUCUCGAGGAUAGCCGAUGGCUUUACCUCCUUACAGCAGGUAACAGAGGAGCUGACAAAAUCUGGGCUUGAAUCAUCGAAUCUCAUUGUAGGAAUUGACUUCACAAAAAGCAAUGAGUGGACAGGUAAGAACUCAUUCCAUGGCAGCAGCUUGCACCACGUUGGAACUACUAAAAAUCCUUAUGAACAAGCAAUUUCCAUUAUUGGACGAACCUUGUCAUCAUUUGACGAAGAUAACUUAAUCCCAUGCUUUGGUUUCGGAGAUGCAUCUACCCAUGACCAAGAUGUAUUUAGCUUCUACCCAGGGAACAGACCGUGCCAUGGAUUCGAGGAAGCUUUAGAUCGGUAUCGAGAAAUCGCUCCGUUUGUGCAAUUAUCUGGACCGACAUCUUUUGCACCAAUUAUUGAAAUGGCCAUGACCAUUGUGGAGCAGAGUGGAGGGCAAUACCAUGUUCUAUUGAUAAUUGCUGAUGGUCAGGUAACAAGAAGUGUAAAUCCCCAAGAACAGAAGACAGUUGAUGCUAUUGUCAAAGCUAGCAAGUAUCCCUUGUCCAUUAUUUUAGUUGGAGUUGGAGAUGGACCAUGGGACACGAUGCAUGAAUUUGACGACAACAUACCUGCUAGAUCCUUCGACAAUUUCCAGUUUGUGAAUUUCACUGAAAUUAUGUCCAAGAAUGCACCAGAAAGCCUUAAAGAGGCUGAGUUUGCUCUUGCAGCGCUCAUGGAAAUACCUUUGCAGUACAGAGCAACACUGGAUCUUGGGAUUUUGGGUCAGCAUGCUAGAACAUCACCAAGAAGAGUGGCUCUUCCGCCUCCUGCUACUGUUCCCAAUUCAGUACCUCCUUCGCCUGGUUCUAUGCAGAGCUCAUCGUCUUAUUCUCGUCAUAGUACAACUCCUGCUCCAUCAGCACCAGCUGCAAGUACCUCUUCAGACACUCAGGUUUGUCCAGUUUGUCUUUCCAACCUGAAGAACAUGGCAUUUGGCUGUGGCCAUCAGAUAUGUCACGAUUGUGGGUCACUUCUCAGCUCCUGCCCCAUUUGCCGUAGAACAAUUGAGACAAGAAUAAAGCUGUAUUCAUGAUGUGCAUAAAUUCCUGACCAAGUGAUCUUUAAAGGGAACAUACACCGCAAAUUUCCUUCAAAGGGAACUGGAAU